AUGGCGAGCGUGCAACCAGAGGCUGCUGUGCCUACCAAUGGCAAUGCCCAAGUAAAUGGCAACUCUCAGCAACAAAACAAGAGACCAAACCAACAGAACAACCGGCAGUGGAAGCAGAAGAAAACCAAGAGAGAGAAGAAUAUCACCGAGGGUUCAUCUGAGGAAGUCCUCAAGUACGAUAUCCAAGCACUGCUCAAGGAGCGAGCUGUUGAGUACGGUGAGGGAACAGUACACGGCCCCGAAAUCCUCCCAGAGGAAGGUACCGAGACAGAAGUCGAGGUUCUGGAGCUCUCAUCAACAGGAGAUGGUCUUGCCAUGAAACCUGGCUCCAACCAGGUCUAUGUUGUAUCAUUCGCAGUCCCCGGUGAUAUCGCCAAGGUCAAGGUCUUCCGCCACCUACCUCGCGACAACCAAACCCUUGCCGACUUCAUAUCCAUCUCAAAGCCCUCGCCUCUUCGUGAUGAUGCGCGCAUCAGCUGCAAGUACUUCUCAUCAUGUGGUGGCUGUCAAUUCCAGAUGCUGGACUACUCUGAGCAGCUCAAACUCAAGAAGCGCAUCGUCGAAAAGGCCUUUAAGAACUUCUCCAACCUCGACCCUAACAUCGUCCCCGCUGUUCAGGACACCAUGGGCAGCCCGCUGCAGUACAGCUACCGUACCAAGCUCACCCCUCACUUUGACGGCCCCCCUGGAUUCCGGCCCAGCAAGAGGGGAAAGAACCCCAGAAUUCCUUUCGAGAAGUGCCCUGAUAUCGGAUUUAUGCAAAAGGGUCGCCGAAAGGUAUUAGAUAUCGAGGAUUGUCCUAUUGGUACUAGCGCUGUGCGUCUAGGAAUGACGCGCGAGCGGGAGCGUAUGCAGAAGGAGUUUGGUAACUACCAGCGCGGUGCUACAAUCCUUCUGCGUGAAAACACCCAGCGUGUGGCCAAGGAUAGCGAGGAGGCAAGCAGUCAGACACAACCUUACACCACCCGCGUUGAGAACGAAGAUACGGUUGACAUCAAGUCCUGUAUCACCGACUCCAAGGCUACGACAACUGAAUACAUUGGACCCUAUACCUUCACCAACCCAGCUGGCUCUUUCUUCCAAAACAACAACUCUAUCCUGCCCUCUUUCACUGGUUACGUUUGCGACAACAUCCUUCCACCUGCAGGCACCGGCAUGGAUAUCAAGUACCUCAUCGAUGCCUACUCAGGUUCCGGUCUCUUCACAGUCACUCUCGCCUCGCUAUUCCAACACUCCAUCGGUAUCGACAUUGCUGCCGACUCCAUUGCAUACGCUAGCCGCAACGCCACACUCAACGGUAUGGGAGAGGAUCGCUGUAAGUUUAUUGCUGCCGACGCUGGUGAGCUCUUCAAGAGCGUCACCUACAACCGCGACGAGACCGUCGUCGUUCUUGACCCUCCUCGCAAGGGCUGCGAUGCCGACUUCUUGAAUCAGCUACGCAAGUUCGGUCCUCGGCGAGUGUUGUACGUCAGCUGUAACGUGCACACACAAGCCAGAGAUGUCGGCGUUCUUGUGCGUGGUGAGGGAGAAGGCGAGAGAUACGAGAUUGAGAGCCUUCGAGGCUUUGAUUUCUUUCCCCAGACUGGUCAUGUGGAAGGCGUUGCGAUUCUCAACAGGGUAUAA
Molecule: messenger RNA, 1623 nt
Organism: Fusarium graminearum PH-1
Lineage: Eukaryota; Fungi; Ascomycota; Sordariomycetes; Hypocreales; Nectriaceae
Exons: 1
Coding region: 1-1623 (540 amino acids)
Biological process (GO): tRNA processing
Molecular function (GO): tRNA (uracil(54)-C5)-methyltransferase activity, S-adenosyl methionine-dependent
Source: RefSeq, a predicted model, not a curated record